Molecule: messenger RNA, 3401 nt
Organism: Penaeus chinensis
Lineage: Eukaryota; Metazoa; Arthropoda; Malacostraca; Decapoda; Penaeidae
Product: ubiquitin-conjugating enzyme E2 W-like
Exons: 6
Coding region: 131-715 (194 amino acids)
Source: RefSeq, a predicted model, not a curated record
UGGUGCUGUGGUGGGUGGGUGUGCUCCUCGGGAAUACUUCUUGCCCGCUCGCGCCUUCGACCUGCUCCAGCCGUGCGUGACCCGGGCUGACCUCACUCUGUCCAGCGGUGCCGUCCCCCAAGGCCGCAAGAUGCCUAUGUUCACAAAGUUGGGCCACAAGACGUCCACGGCGGCCAAGUCCAGCGGCCAGAGCGCUGCCAAGGCCACAGCCGCCACCGCCAAGACGCCCACAAGCAGUGGCGGAAAACACGUGCUCGACAACACCCGAUGGCAGAAGCGGCUACAGAAGGAACUCAUGUCUCUCCUGAAGGAACCACCUGCGGGAGUCACCGUAGACGUGGACACCGCACACACAAAACUGACCGAGUGGGUGGUCCACAUGGAGGGCGCGGCCGGCACCCUGUAUGAGGGGGAGAAGUUCCAGUUACAGUUCAAAUUUUCGCCUAAAUAUCCGUUUGAUUCUCCGGAGGUGAUCUUCGUCGGCGACAACAUUCCGGUCCACCCACACAUAUAUUCCAACGGCCACAUCUGCCUCAGCAUCCUGACGGAGGACUGGUCGCCGGCCCUGUCAGUCCAAGCCAUCUGUCUGUCAAUUAUCUCCAUGCUAUCCUCGUGUAAAGAGAAGAAACGGCCACCAGAUAAUAGUUACUACGUGAAAACAUGCAGUGCCAAUCCUAAAAAAACAAAAUGGUGGUAUCAUGAUGAUACAGUAUGAUACCAUGAUUCUGAUUGCCUCAUUAGCCCCUGACCUUCAGUGACGAUUGUCUGUGCUAACGAAAGAGAGAAAUCUUCACUGCUGGGUGAUAGGCCAUUAUGUCAUAAACUUUAGAGGUGCUGAUUGUAUAAGAACUGUAGACAAAGUGUGUGUAAAGUACAUCAAGUGUGUGCAGAAGUAUGGUUUACAGACACUGUGUGAGCUAAAGGAUGAAAGAAAUCUGCUGUGCAUUGCUCACAACCCCCCUUUAUAGUGACAAAGUGGAAAUUACUGGAAAUUAGGAGUGCAAGUGAAUAUUUAGGCAUUACUAGAAGACAUUACAUAUGUAUGAUUUUUAUUAAAAGAAGAGGAUGAAUGAGACAGUGCUUCACUUUUGAAUAUUAGAUGUAGAGAUAUAAAUCUCUUUGGCAAUACUUUGCCAGCUACACUGAAAAUAAAUGCAAAGUCAACCAGUGUUAUUAUAAAACCUUUUUAGUAUUUUUGUGAUGCUGCAGUAAGAUUUUUUAUUAUACAGAUACAACAUGGAGUAAUGAUGAUCCUUGAGGCCAAAGUUCUUAAAUUUUACUUUGAGGAAAGAAAAGUAUUAUAGGUGUAGAAUCAUGAAGUUCUGUUCAUUGCAACUACCCAGUGUUAUUGAGCUCCUUUAGUGUAGCAUCUGCACAAAGCAACUUAUAACUUAGGCCAGUCAUCCAUCAGUCCAGGUACCUUAUUAUCUUUCAAUAGACACACCUUAUAAAUAUUUUAAACUUUCCAACAGUUCACCUAAGUAACAGUGUUCUGUGAAGUAGCAAGUGUUUGUAGGUACCGAAAAUUAAUGGAUGUUUUAGUAGAACCAAGAGCUUUGAUGCCAAAGGAGUUCUAUUUUGAUGAAAAGUUAAUCUUAAAAAAAUAAUUUUACGUUUUUUCUUAAUUUCAUGGGAUUAAUCACAUAUUCUUGGGGAUUAUUAGAUGAAAUGCUUGGAGAUAAAAGGAAAUUCUAGGUUCAAAUGAAACAAUGAAAAUUUGCACCUUGCAUCUGUGGCUUUCAGAUUUCAGUGACUUUGUGACUUAUUUUCUCAUAAUAUUUAAGAAUUUAGGCCUUGGAUUUGUUGCAAAUUUGAUUUAGCCAUCUGGCAUCUCUUCUGCACUGGUGCAUUCUACUGUAUGUGAGUUGUGCAAUUAUACUUUCGCUAAGAUAACACUUUGACAGCAUAUCACUACAAAGCAACUCCAUACAUUAGUUUAAAGUAUGAACAGAGAGAAUGCAUCAUUUAAAGUGAUUGAUCUCCCUUUGGUUCACCCGUCUCAUUUCUAUCCAAUAAUCUUUUUGAUUUAUUCAGCAAGUAAGUUAAUUGUAUUAAAGUUAUGACAUACUUUCCAAAAUUCAUUGUAUUGUGAUAUUUCUUCUACUUUAAGGUACCAGAUAAAGAUGUUCUGUAUGAUUCUUGUAUAGAGGAUGUUUUUUCAACAUAUUACUACACAAUGCCAUAUUUAGAUUGAAGUUUUGCAGUCAAAUGAUACAGUCUUGCUGAAACUUGGUGAUUUUAGUUACUGUUUUUCUGACAAUUCCUAUUUAUCAAAGCAUGUUUUUAUUUACCUAUACAAAAUUGAGUCAGCAAUACUUGAAUAAAGAUGUUGGAAGUUAGUGAUAACAAAAACACAUUAACAUGUCAACAAGUGAAAGAAAACACAUCCACAGUGAGAGCUAAUUUAUAAUUCUACAGUUAACAUUACAUCAUAGUGUAAACUAUUGCGUCAUCCCAUUUUACAACUAUGUUCUCUAUCAAAUUGAUCUGUUCUUCUCUUAGGGUUGAAAUAUGACCGUUGCCAGUACCCAGUACCACAGAUAAACUGCAAGCAGGUAGUAGUCUAGCCUGCUAGUGAUGAUUCUCAGAUUGUGAUAGAUCUUCACUCCUGAAUUUUCAGUGUUGUUAAUGCAUAUCACAGGAUAGUAUUGUACUGUAAAAUGAAUGGCCAAUUGUCAUGUGGUUCUGUGAUUUUUUUCUUAAGCUAGUUGUACAGUAUUUCCAAUACUGCAGUAUUAUAAAUUGAUAAUCAAAUAUUACUUUCUAAAGACUGACAUAAUAUUUCUAUAUGUAAUCAAUGGACAACGGUGUGAUUUUGCAUCAAAACACAGGGUGUCUUUUUUUCAAUAGCAUAAUCAUUUGCAAUGAACAUAUUUGCUUUUAUUAGUGAUUGUGAAUAUUUUUUCUGAUGAUUAUGUGAAUUGUUUACACACAUUUCAUAUGCGUUAUUUAUGCUUCUGUAAACACAUUAAUUCCUAAGGACCUUCCUAUUUCUUCAUGUUUUGCUUUAAACAGUAAUUUGAUGGUUUUCAGAAUCAUGUUGGGAUACAAUCAACCCUAGUGUGAAGUUAAUUCAUUAUAAUGGCAAUUAAAUACUUAUUUGUUAUAUCAUAAAUCAGUGCUUUUACUUUUCACCUUUUUUUUUUUUUUUUUUUUUAAAAGCAAAGGUAUGUUUAACAGAUUCAAAAUAAUAUUCUAUAUUGGCUUCAGUGUAUUACUUUCACCUUCUCUAAAAAAUAUUUGUAUUACAGGGAUGGUUUGCAAAGUUGCUGAUAUUGUUGAAUGAAGUGAUUUAGGAAUUCCAUCUUCAGUACUUGUCAAGUUCAUCAUUCCAUCAAUUAUAGUUUUGUUGCAAGUGUUUUAUAUCAUUGUACUUACUGUAAUAAACAUUGAUUUCAGAA